Messenger RNA from Symbiodinium sp. CCMP2592, 2043 nucleotides. NCBI's taxonomy places the organism in Eukaryota, Dinophyceae, Suessiales, Symbiodiniaceae. The record is from the annotation of a GenBank genome assembly.
AUGGCGGAUCUAACGGAUCUUGGUGGGCCGUCGAAGCCCGUUUUGGCAAUGAUCAUACCCAGCGCCAGCUGGAGCGGUAGCUCGCCCAAGCCGCUUGGGGAUUUAGAUGCCUCUAUCGGCUCGGAGGCGGAGGACGCGCCCAUGACCAUCGGCAAGGUCACGUCGCUGACCUUCAGCUUGCCCGUGAACUCGCCGACCAUGUUCCUGAUGCCCACCUCCCCCACAGGAGGCGCCUCUAACAGCAGCCGCAGGUUGGAAGCCUACGAGCGGCCCACCCGGGGUUCUCUCCUAGCGGCUCCCAGCCCAGGACAGCAGGGCCAGCGUGGCGAUGGCACGGGCAGCGCAGGCCUGGCUCCCCGAUUUCGGGACUCCAUGGCUAGUGGCCGCAUGCGGAACUCCACGGCCACGGAGGUAGAAGGCGACGAUUUCGAGCGCAAUGGAACCGAAAGUGAGGAUCGAGUGGGCGAGUUGACCUACUCCAUGGAUAAGCAGGGCACCGACCUUUGCACCAGCAUGGACUCUUCGAACCGCAGCUCCUGGGUCACUUGGUCCCCGAGCAGGAUGCGGCCGAAGCAGAGCAAUGCCACCGCUUCCAUGUCUUUGAAGUCCAUGGAGUUGGAAGAUCCCUCCCUGCUUCGGGCCACGACGCUGGUGCAUAUCCUAGCCGGCUGGGGCAAGCACCUGAAAACCAUUGGCGGGGGACCUCCUGAGUAUUCGAACAAGAUUUUCAGCAAGUCGCAGCCCACCGAAGAGAUCGACUACUUCGUGAGCCACUGCUGGCGCGACACACGACUCCCUAAGCUGCUGGCGCUAUGGAUCCACAGCAAUAUCGGCGGCGCCAUCUGCAUGUCGUUCUUGGUCUGUAUUGCCCUGGCCUUGCUGGUGUCGCAAAAGGUGAUCCCGUCUGCGCCAAGUUGGCUUGGCGUGACGGCAACACGUGGGCUUCCCUGGUGCUUGUUCUUUGGCUCGAUGACCUUUGUUGUCAGCCUCGUAAACUGGCACCACCUUCGGGCGGCAUGUGGGUUUCGGAGAACCUACUUCAUGGACAAAUUCUGCGUACAUCAAGGAGACCCGGACCUCAAACGACGGGGCGUCGCGUCCUUUGCGGCCUUCAUUGGAAAAUCUCAGCGGAUGCUCCUUCUUUGGAGCCCUCAGUACUUCACGCGUCUCUGGUGCACACUAGAGGUUGCGGCUUUGGUCAGAGCGUCGAAUGGCAUCAAUGGCCAAAUUGAAGGAGCUUUGCCCCUGGAAUUCUUUCCGCUGCAACUGGCAUCGGUCAGUUGCAUGGCUUGGUUCCUUCAGUUUAUCGCCUUCCUGGCAAUCGACAUUUACAGGAUGUUCAACCCCAACGACCUUGCCGCUGCCAGCGUCACUGUAUUCCUGGUCAUCCUCGCCUCCAUGAUUCUCAUGCGAUCGCUCACAGCAUAUGCGCGGGCCAGGGUUGCCUUGGCGGACCAGCUGCAGAACUUCAGCAUCCAGGAGGCCCAGUGCGCCCGCCUCGAAGACCGAGCGAAGGUCCAAGAGCGCGUCCUGAAAUGGUUCGAGAGCUUGGACUCAUGUAACCAACACAUUCGUGAGAAGGUCAAAGACCAAGUGUUGGCGGUGUUGGGCCCAAGUCAGCAUUAUCCGACAAGGAUGAUUCUGCCGGUGAUGCUGAUCAACAUCUUCGACGAGGCCGACUACAUCAGCAGCGGCCUCCAUGUACACCAAGGUGCCAACGGGUGGUUCAGCUCAAUGUGCUGGUGCUGCUUCGUGGGCACUGCAGUUCCAGUUUGCUACAGGUUCAGCCACUACUUCUUCUACAAGCCGUGCAGCAGUUCAUGGUGCGAAUGCCUCAUGUCGCUCCUAGCGGGGCUCAUGGCAAGCCUUUAUCUGCUUGGCGGCUACUACCUCUCCAUACAGUCGUACGGCGGCGGCAUUCCUACCUGGCUGUCUGCCAUGGCAGCCCUUGCGCUGCUAUUUCUUCUGAUCUGGCUCCAGCGCGCCGAUUGGAUUCCUUUGUUCUAUGCCAUGUACGACAUUGUGGACAACGAGGUAAGUUAA